CUCCGGUAGUGUGUAAUGGUCCCAUCGGAAGUAACCGAGGGGGUAGAGAGGCGUUUUUAUAAACGACAACUACGAGUAUAUUACACGGAAACACGGAAACAUAUCAACUGACUAUUAAACAUUUUCAAAUCAAUUGACUUCGCGUGAACAAGACAAGUGUUUCAUUUUGAUUGAAUGAACGCGAUUAUUUUUUAAUUAAUCUUAAAAUGUUCUGCUGCGAUCCUUCAAACUGUUAUAAAAUAGUUUGUUGUUUACUUUUUUGCGUAUCAAUUUAGUCUAUUAGUCUAGUGAUGUGUUCCGCUAGGAGUACAGUGAUGUGCGAUUAUUCUGUGUCUUUUAUUUCUUGACAUUUGACGGUUUGAAUAAUACUGUGAUAAAAAAUGUUCCAUAAAAGGAGGCAAGAAACUAGAAAAAGAAGUUCCAAAUUAAGUAGAUUGGAAGAAUUGGUUCUGCCUAACGCAAAACUAAAAUUUUGUCCGGAUCAGCUUCAAAAUUUGAAUUACAUAAUUAAUAAGAGGUUGCAGCAAAACAUUUCUAAUGGAUCAGAAAAAUCGUUAUUAUUGGCAAAAUCAGUAAGCGAGAGAUUGGUACAGAGACUGCUGUGUGGGGCAGGCAUGUUAGAUCCAAGGUUCUCGUCCAAAUACCUAAUUUGUAACAAUCAACACAAAAUAAACAAUAAUUUAUCUAAUAAACUAGACUACAUUGUAAGACUGGACUGCUUGUCUUUACCCAACUUAUAUAAAACUGAUGCCAAGCCAAAGUAUUCCGUAACAGAAUCAGAGUCAGAAUACCCAGCUGGAUUUGCAAGGAUCAAGCUGCACACGUCGACAUUUAAAAUUUGGGGCGAUUUCACUAACUCGCAAGGAUUUUUUCGAAGGGAUAAAGUUCAAGCUAGAUUGGUGGAAUUAUUGGCUAUAGCGGCUUCCAAAGAAGUACCAACAUCUCCUCUGUAUAUCGAUGAGUCUGUCCAUUGUGGUGUACCUGGAAAGGUGCUAGAUGCUUUUACGCUUCAUAAUAUUUUAAAACUGCCACCAGAUCAACAUGUUUACUAUGGUCCAGGUGGUAAUGUGCCAAGAUUUCCAGACCCUAGAGACUUCAGACUGGCCAUUGUGGACGAGCCAGACGGCAUAAGAUUAAAAAUUGAAUUCUUAUCGCCGGCUCUAUCAAAUAUUACUGUUGACGUUACGAUCCUUGUGGCCAUUGGAAUCGAUUGCUGGCCCGCCUCAACUGAUUUUCCCAACAGAUUAUCCCUGGGACAUCCGGAUUGUUUAUUGUACCAUCAGGCGGCUCAAACGGGGAUGUACUUGGUGGGCUACGGGGUACACUCUUCAGCUUGGCAAAUACGUAUGCCAGCAGCAGAAUACGCAAUCUUAUCUCAUUACGGUCAAAAUAGCACUGUAAAAACGGUUCUGGAUAUGCUUUAUUUAAUUUUGGAAGACAUUGAUGGCUCUAGGAUAUCAAGAAAACAUCAUGUAUCCUACAAAAUCCUAACCAAAUACAUACUAGUAACGGCGUUAUUAGAAGAACUCGAAGAAAGUUCACUGGGUCCAAUAAGCGAUAUGAUAAUCUGGUCACCUUUGCAUCUGUCGACACAUUUACUUAGACUAUUGGACAAAAUAGUUGCCAAACUUCAAGCCGAAAGGUUGCCAAAUUAUUUUUUCAAAAAAGCUAAUUUACUUGUAAACCCGGGCCAUUUGACCGACGAUGACUUCGUUUUAGAAGCUAAUAAUGUCAAAUCCGUCGUAGCGAGGCUAUUUGACGAAUCACUAAUGUCUACAAAAGGAAAUGAUGAAUUUAAUCGAAUCAUACAAGCCCAGGAGAGCGAAAUGAUUCUUUUGUUGAAGUGGAGGGACCUCGUCGAAGGAUUACUACCACCUCCAGGCACCAGAGGACGACGAUUUUGCUUUGCAGGAUCAAAAAACAGACAGGAAAUAGCCCAUACGCAAUACACCAUGAGACAGUUGGAGUAUAUAGGAAUGCUAUUAAAUAGGAUGUUAAUGGUUAAACAAAAUAUUAUGCAGUUUGAUAACUCAAUGGAGGAUUUCAUCAAUUCUCAAAACUACCACCAAGAUCAUCCAUUAGAAGACAUAAUAUUUGUCCUAGUGACAAUCAUGGAUCAAGCUAGAGACCAGUACUUAUCUACCGCUACUAAUCCUGCCAUAAUAAAAAACAGACUAAAAAUAAAAAGCAACUUUAACAAUCACACGUCAAAAUUAGUGGAUCUCAUGAGAAAAGAUAAAGAACUCUUAAGUUUAGUGACUUUUGAGGAAGAUCUGAGUUUGGUAAAGACAAUACUUAAGUGGUUAUAUAGAGGAAUGGAUCAAAGUAAGCGAUAUUUAGGUCCAAUUUUGAGGCCUUAUUUGAACAACAUUUUCUCAUCGUCUCACGCUAUUUCUUGGCAUUUAGAAAGCAUUAAAGAUAGAUUAAAUAAUGAUGAACUAAGUGCGUUGGGAUUGUUUGCACAAUUGGUGAAUUCUGGUUCAAUAACUCCGGCUCAAGGUCUGAUAGAUUCGGUAAACAAGAACUGGAAUUGGGCUAAAAAUAUGUUAACCAUGGUUGAAAAGAAUACCUUAAGAGUUAUCUUCAUUUCUGACAGGGGAAAAGUUUACAGACAUAUUUUGUCGUUACCGUCCUACCAUAGAAAGAGCAGCUUGCAAUUUGACAAUAAAACAUUGGAGAGUAGAAAUGAGAAGAAAGAAAUAAGACGACAAAAGACGUUGCCAAAUAGAAGUUAUUUUAACUCUAUUUUAAGUGAAAGAUCAGAACCAAAUGGAGAUGACAUAAUUCCGCAGCAUGAUCAUUUAAGAAAUGACAGUCCUUUGAGCUUAAUUAUGAGCAAGAAACACAGAAGAGGUGAACACAGAGGCAGCGGAGAUAUUUUCAAAGCCUUAACUUCAAUGCAAAAAUUAAGUAUGUUCCAAGAAGUAGCCUCUAAUCUCCCAGCAGACGAUCGUUUAGAAAUCCUGGAACUAAUUCAAAGCAUUCAGACCGCCAAGUCCAGACGAUCCUUAGCAAAAAGAUGGUCAGCAACCCUACCUCAAGUGAACCAUGGUCAAAAAAAUAAAUCACCAUCAAACAAUGAGGUUGUCCAAAAAUAUACGCCCAAAGAAGAAAGUGCUGGGAUUAAAGUAACCGUUGAACCCAAAGAGAAAAGACCCAAAGAACCGGUCAGAAAGACCAGCGUUCUUUUGGAGAGCUGCAGAGCAGCUAGGAUAAGGGAAGAUAGCGGGGUGUUUUAUUUGAAUGACAGUUUUAAGAUUAAGUCGUUAUUGAGCAAGAGUGAUUCGUUUAAAUAUUAGAAUUUUGGGUGCACACGAAUUUUGAUCCAAAAAACAAUUUCAAAAGAAGACUUUGGAAAAAUUUUUCUUCUUUUAAGUAUCAGUUUUGAUUUAUUUCGAUUAUUUAUAGAGACACGCAGAUAUGCAGGUACAGUCCAUGAAACCUCUUAUGAGGGUAGCCUAACUGUGUUGUUAGAGACGGAGCUUCAAAUGAGGCUUCAGUAUUCUACAUGGUAUAUAUUUAAAGUUUAUUUGUACAGAGGACUGACCAGUCUUUUUAGAAUUAGAUUCAUUUAAUGUUUUUAUUGUUCACUUUGUGGUUUGGGUAGAAGAAUCCAAAAGUAUUAUAAUAAUUUUUAAAUAUACAUUUUUAAAAUAG
Messenger RNA from Psylliodes chrysocephalus, 3657 nucleotides. NCBI's taxonomy places the organism in Eukaryota, Metazoa, Arthropoda, Insecta, Coleoptera, Chrysomelidae. The record is from the annotation of a GenBank genome assembly.